Messenger RNA from Lachancea thermotolerans CBS 6340, 1647 nucleotides. RefSeq names its product dolichyl-P-Man:Man(7)GlcNAc(2)-PP-dolichol alpha-1,6-mannosyltransferase (gene ALG12). Gene Ontology annotation, cellular component: endoplasmic reticulum membrane. The transcript has a single exon. Gene Ontology annotation, biological process: protein N-linked glycosylation. Lineage: Eukaryota; Fungi; Ascomycota; Saccharomycetes; Saccharomycetales; Saccharomycetaceae. Bases 1 to 1647 code for a protein of 548 amino acids. The record is from RefSeq and is a predicted model, not a curated record. Gene Ontology annotation, molecular function: alpha-1,6-mannosyltransferase activity.
AUGAAGCUUGACGUGUGGGAUGUGGCGCUGCUGGCGGUGAUUUUUCUUCAUUUGUGGUAUUCUCCGUUUACUAAAGUCGAAGAAAGCUUCACCAUUCAGGCGAUUCAUGACAUUUUGAAAUAUGGAAUUCGUGACAUUUCAAAGUAUGACCACCUACAAUUCCCAGGCGUUGUCCCUAGGACAUUCAUAGGGCCGCUUAUCAUUGCUUUCCUCGCGAAACCUCUCGUUGCGGGCUCUGAACUGCUUUUUGGAAGUGACUCGGGACCUUCCAGUGGGCUAAGAACUCAGCUGCUAGUUCGAGGUGUCAUUGGGUUUACCAAUGGUCUGAGCCUAGUAUUUCUCAAGCACCAAGUGCAGGCACUAUUUGACCGAAGAAAUGAUGUUGCGCAGACCAAGAAAGAACAGGACGUAUCGGAGACACCAACUAAUUCUUAUGUCGGGACCCUCUUCGCACUUUUUAGCACCACUCAAUUUCACCUCAUGUUUUACAGCUCCCGUCCGCUGCCUAACUUUGUCAUUGCCCUUCCAGUGGCUAAUUGCGCAUUCGCGUUGAUUAUGGCGCAUAGAUUUGGCUCAGCAAUUGCACUUCUCGGUUUUGCCAGCGUGGUUUUUCGUCUUGAAAUGACAGCCCUGACAGCAGGAAUUGCAUUGUCCGUGCUUUGGUUUAAGAAGGCAUCUUUGGUCCGUGUGAUUGAGUUUGGUGCACUUGGGGUCAUGUCGGGCGCCGCUCUAUCGAUCUUUGUUGAUUCCCAUUUUUGGCGAUACUCAACUUUUCCUGAAGCAGAUUCCUUUUUGUUCAACGUGGUGGCCGGCAAAUCUGUUGAGUGGGGGUCUACGCCGUUUUAUUCUUACGUUACAAGUUCCCUUCCAUCGCUGUUUCUUCCACCCACAGCGCUGCUUUUGAACUUUAUUGGCUUGAGAGCAGCUCCUCAGGAAGUUAAAAUCGUAGCACAAGCUGCCUACUUCCAUAUCUUAAUCCUGUCUUUCCAGCCUCACAAAGAAUGGAGAUUUAUUAUUUACGCGGUACCUGCUAUUACGCUCGUUGCUAGUUGCGGGGCUUCUCGCAUCUUUCAGAUGAAGGGCUUUAAAGAAGCAAAUUUGUUAAAAGCCGUCAUAUUGAUCUCCUCUGUUGUAUCCUUGGUUAUAAGCGUUGCGUUUUCCUUCAUUUCGUCUAUGAACUACCCUGGAGGCGAGGCUCUGCAACAGUUCAAUGAGUAUGCUUCUCGCAGAAAUGUCAGCAAUACAGUAGUUCAUCUCGAUGUACCAGUGUGCAUGACGGGUGCUACGUUAUUUGGGCAACUAGAAGAUGCCCAUAAUAUUACCUAUGACAAGACGGAGGAUCUGGGUUCUUUGAGAAAGAACUGGGAUUCGUAUGACUUCUUAAUUACAUCAAUUCCGGACCCUUUCGAUUUUCCGGUAGAAAGCAAUGACCAAUGGGAGCUCCUCCAUAGCACGAAAGCAUUUUCCGGCAUCAAUAUCCUUCAAUUGUCGAUUGUUCUAGAGAGUGAGCUUCGAGACAACUUCCCCACGCUAAAAAUGCUUGUGUAUACGCGUAGCCUUGCGCCUGUUGUUGAUGCCAUCAAAGGAGCCAUUACAACGGACACCAUUUUCACCUACAAGAGAAGCGGAUCCAAGUUCAAUACCUAA